This is a messenger RNA of Erythranthe guttata (spotted monkey flower), 1375 nucleotides long. It is a transcript of the gene BIM2, whose product is annotated as BES1-interacting Myc-like protein 2. Gene Ontology annotation, biological process: DNA-templated transcription. Gene Ontology annotation, molecular function: DNA-binding transcription factor activity; protein dimerization activity. NCBI's taxonomy places the organism in Eukaryota, Viridiplantae, Streptophyta, Magnoliopsida, Lamiales, Phrymaceae. The record is from RefSeq and is a predicted model, not a curated record.
UCAUUGUGUGUAUCCAUAUACCGAACGAUAAAGACGGGUGUAUUGGUCACUGCUAUUUUGUUCAGAAUCACCCCCAAAUUCCACUCCUCCGAAUUCCACAUAAGAAAAGCUCCAAUCUUUCCCCGUCAAUUUGAUUUCAACCUAGAUCUUUUCGCCCUUUUGCUUUAAUUUUCUUGUGGGUCAGUUGAAUUACUCGAUUUGUGCAGAAUUACUGUCUCAAAGAUUCAAUCUUUGGGAAAUUGAAAAAAAAAAAACAGGAAAAAUGAAAUCUGGAAAGAGUCAUAACGAAGAGGAAGAGGAGGAGGAAGAAGAUUUCAGUACGAGGAAAGACGCCACGUCAUCCGCCAACAAUUCCAAAGAUGGGAAGAACAGUGACAGAGCUAAUGCUAUUAGGUCGAAACACUCGGUCACCGAGCAGCGGCGGAGGAGCAAAAUCAACGAGAGAUUUCAGAUAUUGAGAGAACUGAUACCGAACGUUGAUCAGAAGAGAGACACCGCAUCUUUUCUAUUAGAGGUGAUUCAGUAUGUACAAUUUUUACAGGAGAAGGUACAAAAGUACGAGGGGUCGUAUCAACCUUGGAGUUCAGAGCCCACAAAGCUGAUGCCAUGGAGAAACAGUCACUGGCGUGUACAAGGUUUUGGCGGCCAGCCACAAACGGUAAAGAACGGUGCGGGUCCCGCGUCUGCGUUUCCCGUCAGAUUUGAUGAAAAUAAUGUUUCUGCGGUCCCCGCGACCUUGCAGCGGGACCCUCCUAUCGAAACAGAUCAGGUUAGAGAUCCGAAUGCAAAUGAUGGUGCAUAUGUCCAUACGUUAUUACAAGUGCCGCCGCCGCCUUCGGAUGCGCAGUCGACGGAAUAUCCUAGCGGCUCAGAUGCUUUGAGCGGCCCGGAUGAGCUGGCAAUCGAAGGGGGAACAAUCAGCAUCUCGAGUGUUUACUCUCAAGGGUUAUUGAAUUCAUUAACACAAGCACUCGAGAGCACGGGCGUGGAUCUUUCUCAGGCCAGCAUUUCUGUCCAGAUUAAUCUCGGUAAACGAGCAAAUACGGGACCCACUCCAGGGAUAUCAAUUGAUAAGGAUCACGGCAUUCCUAUCCCUUCCGGAACCUUCCAAAAUGCAAGUAAUGGUGAAAACCUAGACCAAGCUCAAAAAAGGCGAAAGAUUUAAUUUAUACGGAUCGGGCUAAGUAUUUGAUCGUUGUAUAUGUGGUAUUCUCUCGAUUUUUUUUUUGGUUCUUAAUAUUUUUCGAGUUUAUGUAAGUUUUCGUAUAGAACGGCUUGCUUCGACACAUGCAUGUUAGGUACAUACUAGUUGUGUUUUACGGAGGUUGUUGAAAUUUAGCGAUUGUCUUACGAGAAAUCUGAAGUCAAUUUUUUU